Haemonchus placei is the source of this 918-nucleotide messenger RNA. The record is from the annotation of a GenBank genome assembly. NCBI's taxonomy places the organism in Eukaryota, Metazoa, Nematoda, Chromadorea, Rhabditida, Trichostrongylidae.
AUGAAUGGUGAACAACUGCAAGAUUUUCUUACGGAAUUAUCGAGAACGACCAUACGCCUGGGUGGAAGAGACGAUGUGGAGGUCGCAAAAAAGUUUCUUGCCAAGUGGGCUAACAACACAAUGCUGUUGGCUAACUAUAUCACCGUUAACUACAGAGACGUGGAUUUAGUGCAACCGUUAGUAGCGCAAAUACUGGCUCUUUACUACAAAGGAGGCAUCCUUAGACAAUAUGCGUUACAAUUCAUACCGUCUUUCAUCGGCACAUAUCUUUAUGCAUUGUCUAAGAAGCAACAGAAAAGUAUAGCUGUGUUUGAAAUCUUCUUUCUUGCCGUCUACAAUGAAGAAAUCCUAGAAGGCGGUCCUCAGUCCGACGUUCUGACGAAAAAGGUUGAAGAGAUUCGCAUUCCAUCUAUUCGAUAUCCAAGUAUAUAUCAUGACCCCAGCAAAAUCAAUGCGUUACCGGAAGUUACAAUAAUGAAGCCUGGGAACGCACCGUCGACUACCGUACGUGUUGGGCCUUACCCUACCAUUGAAGAAUUCACUUCUGAAUCGAAGUUCCUCAUAUUGACUCGCCUAAUGAAGUCGGUCAAUGGCAGCUUGGUUUACCUCUCAUCAGAUGUUGUAUCAAGACAUGUCUGUUUGGCUACACUUUCCAUUUGCGAAAGUGGUUUCACAUUCCCUGAAACGAAUUUCGCCAGUAAAGUGAUGGAGGCCGAACAUAUGUGCGAAGUGCUGGAAGAUCAUUCAAAGAAACCUCGUCAACAUGUAAAUAGUGCAUUACUUCUGGAGUUGCUCACUGGCGUAUACAUGGCAUUGUUCAACGGAGCACCUGACUUGGCACUACGUGCGAUUGAUUCGAUGCAUCAACGUGCUCAGUAUGAGAUUCUCGCGGAAGUGAUCCUGGUAGAGAUUUUCUAG